AUGGCCAUGAGGCGCUUGCUACUGCUGCUCCCUGUGUUCCUUGUUUUGGCCGGACAAAUGGAACAUUGCGGCGAAGCACGGCCACAGGUUCCGGCGCUCAUGGUGUUUGGCGACUCCCUGGUCGACGUAGGUAACAAUGACUACAUUCUCACGGUCGCAAAAGCAAAUGCCCCUCCGUACGGCCGUGACUUCAAGGACCAUGUCGCCACCGGGAGGUUCAGCAACGGCAAGCUGCUUAGCGACAUCAUAGGUGAAAAGGUUGGGUUUAAUGGCUCCCCUCCUGCAUAUCUUGACCCACAGGCGUCAGGGAAGAACCUUCUGCUAGGAGCAAACUUUGCAUCUGCUGGAGCGGGCUACUAUGAUCCCACGACAUUUAUUCUUCAUGUCAUCUCUUUGUCACAACAGCUAGAGAAUUUCAAAGACUACACAGCUAAGCUGGAAGUGGAGGCAGGUAGUAGACAGGCUCAGUCCAUUAUUUCGAACUCACUCUACAUCAUCAGUGCUGGUUCAGCCGACUUCGCUAACUACUACAUAAACCCAUUACUUUUCACGACUCGGACAGCCGACCAGUUCUCUGAUCUCCUCAUCGGGAUCUUCAAUAACACCGUGACACAACUUUAUGGUACGGGAGCAAGACGCAUUGGUGUUUUCUCGUUGCCACCAUUGGGCUGCUUUCCCUUGGCGAUCACGGUAUUUGGCCUCGGCAGCAACAAGUGUGUGCCAAGGCUGAACAAUGACUCUGAGAGGUACAACAUGAAGUUCAAUGCAGUUGUCGCGUCAUUGUCCAAGCAGCACAGUGAUCUAAAGAUUGUGAUCCUCGACAUCAACAAACCUCUAUACAGCCUUUCCACCAGUCCGGAGGCACAAGGGUUCAGCAAGGCGAGGAGGGCUUGCUGUGGGACGGGACUACUGGAGUUCGGGGUGUUCCUCUGCAAUACCAAUUCUAUUGGUACUUUCUCAAACGCUACAACAUACGUGUUUUGGGACUCCGUCCAUCCGUCGGAGGCCGCCAACGAAGUGAUUGUUGAUUCGUUCACAAAUGACAUCAACCAGCUGGUUAUAUAAACUAGUCGUCAACCCGUGUAUUUGCACGGGCAAUCACAUUUAUUGCACAAAU
Hordeum vulgare subsp. vulgare (domesticated barley) is the source of this 1117-nucleotide messenger RNA. Its product is annotated as GDSL esterase/lipase APG-like. Lineage: Eukaryota; Viridiplantae; Streptophyta; Magnoliopsida; Poales; Poaceae. The transcript has 5 exons. Gene Ontology annotation, molecular function: hydrolase activity, acting on ester bonds. Gene Ontology annotation, cellular component: apoplast. Bases 1 to 1065 code for a protein of 354 amino acids. The record is from RefSeq and is a predicted model, not a curated record.